UGAAAAAUGGCGGAAACGUGCUCCGUGUUCACGCGACUUCCAGCAGCGGUUCAAAACGUUGUCUAGGUGUGUCACUUAAUGUGUAAGGCUGUGGGUUAAAAGAGGCAUGCAAGAUGGAAAACGAUACAGUGGAGUGCUCCACCUCUGGCCACAUCAAGCAAGUCAUCAGCCAAGCAGUCACUGAAGAAUCCCAAGUCGAGGCUUUCCAUUGUAGUCACUGUGUGCUGAUCUUCGAAUCCAAGGUGUACCUUUUUGAACACCUUUACAAGGUGCAUGGCCUCAAUACAGAAAUUUCUCUCAGAGAGGCUGGUUUAUCCCCUGGGACUGACAAAGCCAACACAGAGAGCAGCAGUUCAGGAGAUAAUUUUAAAUGCCAGAGGUGUGAUUUUAAAGCUUGUAGUUGGGAUGGUUUAAGUGAACACGAGGAACUGUGUCACAAAACUUCAGAAAAUCCUAACGUGUCAGGAGGUGUCAUCAUUUCAGAAAACCUCGACAGCACUUUAAGUGUCAUUUCAGCAAACCAGAACAAUGAAGCUGCAGGAACAUCGGAAGAUCCAUCAGUUCUUUCAGAUAUUUCUACCUCAGAAGCAAACUGCACAUUAAAGGACCUGAAAAUUUUGCAGGAAUCUCCUUCAAGCUCCUGUCCAAACAGUAGUGGUGUGUUUAAAGUCACAGCAAAGUCUGUGAUAGAUAUCACCGGAAGUAAGUCGUACCCUUUUUUGCACACUGACUUGACUACUGAUUUGACUAAAACUCCGGAACAAUUCAGAAAGGAAACUGUUCCUGACAGUGCUGUGAAGAGAUCCAGUGGUAAAAGUUUAAAAGGUCAUCCUGUCAAAAAAGCCAAGUUGGAUAACGAAGAGAUGCUCACGGAAAAUGAAAAUAGACAACAGUCAUCCAGCAGUGAAGUCAGCGAAGAUGAAGACGAGGCAGACGCGGCAAAAGUGUAUUCUUGUAAACAUUGUGACUACAGCGACGUGGGCAUCAGGCGAAUUUCUGCCCAUUAUCAAAGUGACCACCCUUAUAUCAGAUACAAUUCUGUCUACAUUCAGGACGCAAGUGAUCACAGUGCCACCUUUCGUUGCUUGGAGUGUCCAGUUGAGUUUUUAAGCACAGCUGACCUCAAGAGGCACUACUUGGAAAAUCAUCCAGAUGCCCCAGAUGUAUUUGCCAUGAAAUCAUGUGGCCUCAGUUUGGUUUUCAAAUGCUUUCUUUGUAAAUUUACUAUCAAUCUAUUGAAGUCUUUGAAAGAACAUUACAAGGCAAAGCAUGCAACAUAUGAAGUGGAGAAUUCCUUAUUGUUCUGCAGAUAUUCAAUGUCUGAAUGCCAAGAGGAAUCGUCUCAGCUGAGUCUAGAUGUUCACUACCAAAAAAGCCACCCAGAUGAAGUAAUCACAUUAGAUAAAAUCAAACAGUCCGCUUGUCCCACAUCACAUGCAGCAUCAGAGAUGACAUCUGAGAAGUGUUCAGAUUCUGUGAUUGUAGUAGAUCAUUCAGAGACCACACCAGAAGCCUGUAAGAAUCGUUCAGAAUCUUCCCAAACCACGAAAGGGGAAUCUUCGAAGUUUCCAACAAAAUCCAGUAAUGAAAUUACUACUGGACUGGACAUUUCCUCAUCCAGUUUACCAAAUGAAACAUUUUACUGCCAGUUCUGCAGUUACACAAGUACCAAGGUUAAGAGUAUCCUUGGUCAUCACUAUGCAAAACAUUCUAUGGAUGCACCAAUAGGUACUGAUGAUGUCCUAGGGUACAGUGCUGAGAUGCAGAAACGUCAGAGUGAAUCUAAGAUGUCAAAAAGUCCUUCAUCUUCCCAAUUUAAUACUAGUAAACAAGUGAAGAUGUGUAGGGAAAAAGAAGAUCUGUAUAAGGAGGAUUACACAGCAGAUGCCUCAGAAACAGGAGAGAGACAGAACAAGUCCUACGCAUGUCCAGAAAACUUGUUUUACUGCCACAAAUGCAACUUUGGAAAUCCGUCUGUAAAAGGAGUAAUUAACCAUCAGGCUAAGGUUCAUCGAAAGUGUAAUUCCAGCACUAAGUGUGUUCUUGAAUAUACAGCUUUAAUCCAUGAUGAAAUCAGGAAAGCAAAUGCAAAGGAUUCCUCUUCUUCCCGUCUACCUCCUCCUAUAAUAAAUGAAGGUGAAGAAAAAGCAUUUUUUUGCCACUUUUGUAACUACAGGCAUAGUACUUUGGAUCACGUAAUGCACCAUUACAGCAGAAUACAUCAUGGAUUUAAGGCGAAGACUUCAGAAGUCCUUCUGCAUACAUCUAAGAUCCACAAUCAGGCACAGAAAUCUCUUCUAACAUCCACUCAAAAUGAAGAAGCUGCUCAGGAAAUCCUCAAGCUGAAAAUGAAAAAGAAAAAAACAAGGAAGCAUUCAAAGUCUUUGGUCAUUUCAGCAACACCCUCAGUGACAAUCCCACACAGAAAGAGGUCCCUGAACUGUUACGCAUGCGCAUACAAAACUGACGUGAUAUAUGCUCUGAAGACGCAUUUAAGGAAAAUUCACAAAGUAAAGCGUACAGUCACAGAUAUUUUAAGAUAUUAUUUUAGACAAGGAUCAUUAGAGCCCGGCUAUUAUUGUGAAUUCUGUGUUUUCAGACAUGAAAAAGCUGCAGCAGUUUAUGAGCACUACGAGGAACGCCACCUAGGACGUGUCCCCUGCGUUGAGUAUGUAAGUUUUCAGUUAUAUGUCGGUCCUGGAAUGGUCCAUUGUAAAAAGAAGAAGCCUGAUCUAGAGCAGAGUGGAGGCAAUGGCACUGAAAACAGAUUGCUAUCCCAAAGAUACGGACAAAAUAGAGCUGGUUUGUCUUGCAAAAGAUGCUCUUUUAAAUCUAAAUCUUUGUCAGAUCUGGCACACCAUUACCGAAUGGUUCAUCCUUUGAGUGCAAAACUUUCCAAGAAAACAAGCGCAAGCUGGCGGGUGGAAGACCAAAGUGACAGACCCGGCUCAUUGUCCUCCAAAGUGUUCAAGUGCCUUUACUGCUCUGCAAAUUUUAAUAGCAAAAAGGGUCUCCACACUCACUGUGGAUUGAAACACCCGGAAGCUGUAAUUGAAAGAUAUGAACAAGAACAAAAACCAGAACAGCAGCUCCAAAAAUGUCUGCAUAAGACAUUGAAGUCUAGCAUAACAGCAGAAAAAAGCAGCAACAAACAGUUGUACAAGUGCCAGAUGUGCACCUAUAAAGGACGAUAUCAAUACCUCCAGCGCCACUACAAAAAUACUCACAAAUUGGAUGCAGUCAGUAUUUACAAACUUCUUGAGAAAUAUAAUAAGCGUAAAUGGAACUCUCCCAGCAACGUACUUAAAUCAGGCAACAGCACAAAGGUUAAAUGUUUGAAAUGUCCAGAAUUAACAUUCAAGUCGUCGCAGCUGCUCAUUGACCACUAUAGUACUUUUCACCGCUCAGAGUGGAAAUUGGACUUUACUGUGUUGUCACUAGGAUCGAAGACAAUGAAAACCACAGGGGUUUACAAAUGUGACCACUGCAACACACAAUUAAAUGGGAUUAGAAAGUUGUGUUAUCACAUGGAUCGCCACAGAGCAAGGAUGCUAAAGAAGGCCAAGGCUGCGCAGAGAAAGGAGUCGCUUAUUAGCACAACACUAGAGCAAGAAUCCAGCGAGCCCUGCAGGCAAGAUGAAAUGACCACAUUGGAAACUGUGAACGAGGUUAAUCGUUGGAACGGGACACGAGUACAGAGCGCCGCUACAUCAGAACUCUCUGAUGUACAGCAGCCAGAACUAGAAUCGAAUGGAGACAAACACACGUGUAGACAGUGCGGCCGGAUGUUUAUGUCAUUGAAAGGCUUGCAUUCCCAUGAGCACAGCCACGCAGCCAUCAAGAAACUGGACAAUAGCUCCACAUCUGGAUUAAAACACAAGAAAACUCUGGAAAUGCACAUGGAGACGGGUCACUCUACCUGCCAGUCAAAGCCUACUCAUCAGAAGGACCUCUGCUGCCCUUUCUGUCUGUACCAAACUAAGAACAAGAACAACAUGAUUGAUCACAUUGUCUUGCAUCGUGGGGAACGUGUAGUGCCAAUAGAGGUUCGUCGCCCCAAACUGUCACGUUGCCAUCAAGGCAUCAUCUUUGGGUCAAAAAAGGUCGUGAAGAAUCAUGAACUCGUGGGUCAGGGGAGCCUUGAUCAGCUGGAGGCAAGCGUUGAUAAUGUGCCAGUAACAGAAGAAGAAGAGGAACAUUUGUCUAACAUGGACCAGCUAGAUAAAGACAGAGGAGAUGUAGAAAUGGAGGACCUUUUUGCAGACUGUGAUGAGGUUCCACAAGCUGAGAACCUGGAAGAAAACUAUACCACAGAGAAAAGUGCACUCCAGAUCAGGGAAUGCCAGGAAACCAACGGAGAAAGUCCUGGCGAGACUUCCGAAUCAGACAUUCAACAUGAAAAUGCCAAACCAAACUCUACUGUCCAACAAGAGCUGCAAAAACAAGCGGAGCUUGUGCUGCUAGAGACUGCAAGAGAACAGGAGACAGGAAAAGUGGAACAAAGUGUAACAGAAGUGAAAAUUACAGAUACCCCAUGUGAGGAUUACGGCGAUUCAGAGGAAGACAGACAGACAAAUGAAAACCAAGCCCAACCUGAAUUCACAGAAUCUGGAGACAAACAACAAAUGGAGACAGGAAAUGUGGAACAAAGUGUAACAGAAGUGAAAUCUACAGAUACCCCAUGUGAGGAUUACGGCAAUCCAGAGGAAGAGAGACAGACAUAUGAAAACCAAGCCCAACCUGAAUUCACAGAAUCUGGAGACAAACAACAAAUGGAGACAGGAAAUGUGGAACAAAGUGUAACAGAAGUGAAAAUUACAGAUACCCCAUGUGAGGAUUACGGCGAUCCAGAGGAAGAGAGGCAGACAAAUGAAGACCAAGCCCAACCUGAAUUCACAGAAUCUGGAGACAAACAACAAAUAGAGACAGGAAAAGUGGAACAAAGUGGAACAGAAGUGAAAAUUACAGAUACCCCAUGUGAGGAUUACGGCAAUCCAGAGGAAGAGAGACAGACAUAUGAAAACCAAGCCCAACCUGAAUUCACAGAAUCUGGAGACAAACAACAAAUGGAGACAGGAAAUGUGGAACAAAGUGUAACAGAAGUGAAAAUUACAGAUACCCCAUGUGAGGAUUACGGCGAUCCAGAGGAAGUGAGGCAGACAAAUGAAGACCAAGCCCAACCUGAAUUCACAGAAUCUGGAGACAAACAACAAAUGGAGACAGGAAAUGUGGAACAAAGUGUAACAGAAGUGAAAAUUACAGAUAUCCCAUGUGAGGAUUACGGCAAUCCAGAGGAAGAGAGACAGACAUAUGAAAACCAAGCCCAACCUGAAUUCACAGAAUCUGGAGACAAACAACAAAUGGAGACAGGAAAUGUGGAACAAAGUGUAACAGAAGUGAAAAUUACAGAUACCCCAUGUGAGGAUUACGGCGAUCCAGAGGAAGAGAGACAGACAUAUGAAAACCAAGCCCAACCUGAAUUCACAGAAUCUGGAGACAAACAACAAAUGGAGACAGGAAAUGUGGAACAAAGUGUAACAGAAGUGAAAAUUACAGAUACCCCAUGUGAGGAUUACGGCGAUCCAGAGGAAGAGAGGCAGACAAAUGAAAACCAAGCCCAACCUGAAUUCACAGAAUCUGGAGACGAACAACAAAUGGAGACAGGAAAUGUGGAACAAAGUGUAACAGAAGUGAAAAUUACAGAUACCCCAUGUGAGGAUUACGGCGAUCCAGAGGAAGAGAGGCAGACAAAUGAAAACCAAGCCCAACCUGAAUUCACAGAAUCUGGAGACAAACAACAAAUGGAGACAGGAAAUGUGGAACAAAGUGUAACAGAAGUGAAAAUUACAGAUACCCCAUGUGAGGAUUACGGCGAUCCAGAGGAAGAGAGGCAGACAAAUGAAAACCAAGCCCAACCUGAAUUCACAGAAUCUGGAGACGAACAACAAAUGGAGACAGGAAAUGUGGAACAAAGUGUAACAGAAGUGAAAAUUACAGAUACCCCAUGUGAGGAUUACGGCGAUCCAGAGGAAGAGAGGCAGACAAAUGAAAACCAAGCCCAACCUGAAUUCACAGAAUCUGGAGACAAACAACAAAUGGAGACAGGAAAUGUGGAACAAAGUGUAACAGAAGUGAAAUCUACAGAUACCCCAUGUGAGGAUUACGGCGAUCCAGAGGAAGAGAGACAGACAAAUGCAAACCAAGCCCAACCUGAAUUCACAGAAUCUGGAGACAAACAACAAAUGGAGACAGGAAAUGUGGAACAAAGUGUAACAGAAGUGAAAAUUACAGAUACCCCAUGUGAGGAUUACGGCGAUCCAGAGGAAGAGAGACAGACAUAUGAAAACCAAGCCCAACCUGAAUUCACAGAAUCUGGAGACAAACAACAAAUGGAGACAGGAAAUGUGGAACAAAGUGUAACAGAAGUGAAAAUUACAGAUACCCCAUGUGAGGAUUACGGCAAUCCAGAGGAAGAGAGGCAGACAAAUGAAAACCAAGCCCAACCUGAAUUCACAGAAUCUGGAGACAAACAACAAAUGGAGACAGGAAAUGUGGAACAAAGUGUAACAGAAGUGAAAAUUACAGAUACCCCAUGUGAGGAUUAUGGCGAUCCAGAGGAAGAGAGGCAGACAAAUGAAAACCAAGCCCAACCUGAAUUCACAGAAUCUGGAGACAAACAACAAAUGGAGACAGAAAAUGAUUUCAAAGUGGAUGAAGAAACACCAGCUCAAAAGCAAGACGUUAAAGCACUUGAGCAUAAAACACUGAACAUUGAGGCAAAGGUAGAAGAUGACAUACUGCGUCAUAUCUUACAGUUGGCCAAUGAUGACAGCAAGAUGCAUAACAAGGCAGAUGAGGGUAAAACGGUCAAGAUGGAGAAGGGCACUGAGGCAAGUGAUAUCCCAUUAGCUGAAGAGAGCAACUUCCCUUUGUUCCAGAAUCCAAAGAAUCAAGUGUCUCGUUUACAAAAUUAA
This is a messenger RNA of Maylandia zebra (zebra mbuna), 6974 nucleotides long. Lineage: Eukaryota; Metazoa; Chordata; Actinopteri; Cichliformes; Cichlidae. The record is from RefSeq and is a predicted model, not a curated record.